GACUGUCAAAACGCGGGGAAUUGGAUUCGGUUGAGGCGGUUCUGUAUCUCGCCGGGUGGCACUACACGUGGUAUCGUUGAAAAUAAUCAAUUCCGUGAGAGCCGAGUAAAUAACCUCAAAUCCUGACGGGCACGCGAAGACCCAAAAAAUGUGCAAUUUCCGGGUGAAAGUCGACCUGUCGGCCUUCUACGAUGACGUGAGGCGUUUCAGUUGGGUCUACGUCGACAAAGGCACGGUAACUUGCAUCUGCCACCUUCAAAAUCACAUCGCCAAGGUUUUCGACAUACAACAACCGUUACACUUGCUCCUUCACACCGGCGAGUAUUUACCGCCGAACGAAGACGCCCGUAUUUUGAAAGAAAAUGAAACAAUCGUCGCUGUACCUGGCACUGGAUUACAAAAUGAUCAAGAUUCUGGCAAAGCUGAAUCAGAUGUUCAGGUCGAUACAAGCUCCAUCAUUUCAUCUUCAAAAAAACAUAAACAACCCCCUGCGGAGGAGAAGAAUGAAAAGGGUUCGAUCGCAAAUGGAAAUGAUUUUCACAACUCAACGGAAACUACCAAUGGAAAUACAUUAUUUCUGAGCGUGGUGAAUGAUUCUCAAAUAGAGAGCGCGUCAGAAUCAAAGAUGGAAGUUGGUACGCUGGAUGAAAAUCUGGUGCAAGGUUCGCCACCCUUUAAAAAUAAGCGAAAACGCACACGUCAAAGAAAGUCUAAGACCAAAGAACAGCCAGAAGAACCUGUUGCAGCUGAACUAGUUGAGUCUGAAUACAAGAAGCCAAAGAUAAUAAAUUCGGUCACGAUUCCUAACGGAAAGCAUAUACGUUUUGGCGAUGUCGAGCAGCAAGAAUUUGACAGCUAUGAUAGCUCUGCCUCGUGCGAUUCCAGGAAGCCUUCAACGAGAGAAACCACCCCUCGGAGUAAAUCUGUCCCGAACUCUAGUCUUUCCAAUCUUUUAGCCCUGCGUCAAAGUUCGACACCGAUAACAUUUGCAGCGCAGAAAAAACUUGAAAAAAACCAGCAACCGCAACAUGAUUCCUACGAAGUCAAGGAAUUAUCAACUGAAGAUUGCCAAACCCCUACAAGAUUCACAGAGGUAAAGGUAGAUCCUGAGAAACACGUUUUAAUGGAGAGCAAGGCACGAGUCAACGAUAUCAUUGGGUUCAAGAUGUUGAAGAUGGGCCAAGACUACACGCCGCAAGUUUCAAAGUAUGUGACUGCGCAAGUAUCUCAAAUUUUGCCGGACAAUUCAACCUACGUCUUCGAGAUCAUAGAUGGGAAAAGAGAGAUACAAGCUCCACAGGGAAAGUUCGAUAUUGAGACCGAUGAAACAGAGAACAAAGAUUCGAACGCGUUUGUCCUAAAUUGGUCACAACUCAUUGAACCUCGAUUGAUGUACCGUGGAAGUUCCGAGUAGAUGGUACACUUUUAUCACAGAUCAUCCAUGUUCUUUUUUUUUGUUUUCAUAAAUCAAUAACGCUUUGUUUUUGUCGCACAUGCAAAGGACGAACUUUUUAAAACUGAGAACAAAUUGCCGUUUGCUGUCGAGCUUCGGCAAAGUCGUAAUUUAACGUUGUAUAAGUCUUACAUUUUAUUAUUAUUUUUUCCGUUGAUGUUACAAGUAUCCCAAUUUUAAGAAACGAAAGAUAAACUUUAGAUAUAAGCUGUGUUUGGAAAUGAAUGCGAAGUUUUGUCGACAACAUUCCGCCGAAUAUAUUGGAAGGAGAUAUUUAAAAAUUCGAGAACGUCCUAGUUGGUGAAACUUGAUUGACUGUCAGAAAAUUCAUCAACAUUUAUUUAUUGUAACUGAUCAAUGAAUCGUCUCGUAUUGUUAAAUUUCUUCUGCAUUGUGUUUAGCGCCUGAAUCACCGCAACCCUUCUAGCACCAUUGAGUUUCUCUGGUAAUUCACAGAUGACAGCUCUGCCCAAAGUAACCGCUAAAUAUAGCAAUGCCGUAUUAUUUUUCGGUCUCGCUUAAUUUGUUUACACCUCUAAAUUUCGAUGUAGUUAAAACAGCAUGACUUCAAAAUCGGGUCAUUUUUAUAUCUUAUGUAAAGAGUAAUCGCCGCAUCAAUAAUCAACGUUUCACCAUCGGAGAACCGGCUGAAGAAUCAGUUGAACGUCAGUUAAUUUUAUACAAACAAAUAAUACGUAGAAAACUGUAUAUUCUAAAUUACUUUCACCCGCUGCAUGAGCUUUUUUUUUAUCCCUGUUUCCUCAGCCACACCCGAUGAACGGUUUAAUUUUAUCUUGUCAUCAAUCCUUACCAGCAUUUCAAUUUCGUACGAGAUUUCAACAUUCUUUACGGGUGUACCUGACGUAUGAGAAUGCGCUGCAUAUUGCUGUUUUAAGUUUAAGAUAUUUCUAACCUAUAACGUGAUUGCAAUACUGUAAUUUUGAACUGAAAAGCUAAGAUGCAAUAAAAACUAAUCAUAUUUUAUUAUUA
Neodiprion fabricii is the source of this 2443-nucleotide messenger RNA. RefSeq lists its product as uncharacterized. The transcript has 5 exons. Gene Ontology annotation, cellular component: Cajal body. Gene Ontology annotation, biological process: spliceosomal snRNP assembly. The record is from RefSeq and is a predicted model, not a curated record. Bases 149 to 1414 code for a protein of 421 amino acids. Gene Ontology annotation, molecular function: U2 snRNA binding; U1 snRNA binding. Lineage: Eukaryota; Metazoa; Arthropoda; Insecta; Hymenoptera; Diprionidae.